Messenger RNA from Ziziphus jujuba (common jujube), 1260 nucleotides. RefSeq names its product BURP domain-containing protein BNM2A. Lineage: Eukaryota; Viridiplantae; Streptophyta; Magnoliopsida; Rosales; Rhamnaceae. The transcript is spliced from 2 exons. The coding region runs from base 98 to 982 and encodes 294 amino acids. The record is from RefSeq and is a predicted model, not a curated record.
UAAUUGGUGUACCAGGUGCUUCUAUAAACUCAUUUUGGGUUUUCUCUUUUUUCUCAACCUCCUUCAAAAAAACAUCAUUUAUUCUCAACUCUUAAGGAUGUCACACAGGAAAAUGGCUCCAGGAACAUUCACACCUUCAGUCCUCAUCAUCUUCUGCCUUUUGUUCUUCAUGUUCAACCACGGAAAUUGUAUCAGGGAAACAACAGAAGAACAUCAUCAUUAUCAUCAACAAGAAUUAUUUUCCGGUGGAGAGAAUAUGAAUAUUCAACAAGUAGUAGGACAUUCUGGUGACAACCACAUGGAUCAUAUAAAAGCUUCAAAAAUUGGAUUCUUCACGGUGGACCAACUCUAUGUUGGCAAAACAAUGCCUAUAAGUUUUCCAAACAUCGACUUUUCAUCUUUGCCCCGCUUCUUGCAGAAACGAGAAGCCGAUAUCAUUCCUUUCACUUCAAGCAAAUUGCCACAGCUUCUCCAAUUCUUUUCAUUCCCACAAGAAUCUCUCCAAGCCAGUCAAAUUGAGACGACACUCAAGACCUGUGAACUAAAACCCAUCAAGGGAGAGACAAAGUUCUGUGCUACCUCCUUCGAAUCCUUGCUUGAUUUCGUACGUGAUGUUUUAGGAAAGGAAAAUCAUUACAAAGUUCUAACCACACAACAUAUCAAAAACCCAGUUGCACAGAACUACACUUUCCUUGAAAUAUCUCAGGUUUUUUCAUCGUCCAAUAAGAUCGUGGCAUGCCAUAUUUUGCCUUACCCUUAUGCAGUCUUUUAUUGCCAUAGCCCAGAAGCAAGCAAGCUCUUCAAGAUUAGGGUUCGUGGCAAUGAGAAUGGUGAUAAAGUUGAUGGCCUUGCCGUUUGCCACAUGGACACAUCGGAUUGGAUUUCCGAUGAUAUGUUUAUACUCCUCGGCGUCAAGAGGGGAAAUCCUAUUUGCCAUUUCUUCUCCCCAGCUACUUUGAUUUGGGUUUCCUACCAGCCAUGAUGAUAUCCUUAUACUAUGACUUUAUAAAGUUAAAAUAUAAAGCGCAUAUCAGUCAAAUUUAGACUGGUUACUUAUAUUUUAUUUGGACUGAUUAGUAUUACAUUAUGACUUUAUAAAGUUAAGAUAUGCUGAUGUGAUAAUAUAUUGGUGUUUAUGUAUUUUGAAUAUUAUGUAUGUGGAGAAGCUUGAUGUUGAUGUCAAUUAUCUGAUUGUUCUACGAAUGAAUUAUAUAUGAAAAUAAGCAUAUAUAAAUAAGAACUUUGAGUUUGGUUUGCUAA